Messenger RNA from Sitodiplosis mosellana (orange wheat blossom midge), 4428 nucleotides. It is a transcript of the gene sp3, whose product is annotated as phosphatidylinositide phosphatase SAC2. Bases 166 to 3507 code for a protein of 1113 amino acids. NCBI's taxonomy places the organism in Eukaryota, Metazoa, Arthropoda, Insecta, Diptera, Cecidomyiidae. Gene Ontology annotation, cellular component: early endosome; clathrin-coated endocytic vesicle. The transcript is spliced from 15 exons. The record is from RefSeq and is a predicted model, not a curated record. Gene Ontology annotation, biological process: phosphatidylinositol dephosphorylation; regulation of endocytic recycling. Gene Ontology annotation, molecular function: phosphatidylinositol-4-phosphate phosphatase activity.
GACUGAUAAUAAAUAGCUCAUAUAUGUUUUUGUGUAUUUUUUUGGUUGUCAAACAAUGCUGUAUGGAAACCAAUCCGAAUUUGAGCUAGUGAUUUUGUAUAUUUAAAUCAAAUUAAAUUCUGGUAUUUGUUUCAGUUAGUCAGCCAGAAAGCCAGCCCGACAACUAUGGAAGUAUUGCAAACCAGCAAUUAUUACAUUUUUGUGAAAAAUGAGAAAACAUUAUGGUGGAAUCGGACAACAUCUGAAUUCUCGAUUAAAGCUGGCUGGGACUUAUCUUCGGUGGAUGACAUAGAGUGUUUAGGACGAUGUGAUGGAAUCAUAGGAGUGAUAAGCCUGCCUGGUGUAUUGGAUUCGCCUAUUUUAUUAAUAAUCAAAGAGUCAGCUUCCGUUGGAGCAAUUUAUGGAGCACAGUUAGUGUACAAAAUUAAAAGUAUUUGCAUGUUGAGCAAUGAAGAACCAGAUUGCGAGUUGACUAUAUGUCCAAAACACAGGAUGAAAAAUUAUACAGGUACAACGAAUUCAUCGAAGGGACGUUUAUUUGAUGGUUCACAAUUGGUGAACAAAACGUGGGGUGCUGUCAAAAUUGCUGGAAGUACAAUAAAAACAACUACGCAGCAAGCGGCUGCUUUGGCUACCAAUCAAAUUCGCUCUAAACGAGUUGCUAAAGAUCAACGAAAAAUCGAGAAACAAAUAUUAGAUGAAAUUCACAAAAUAUUCGAUGAUUCAGAUAGCUUUUAUUAUUGCCCCGAUGCCGAUUUUACGAAUAAUUUACAACGUAGAGAUGCACAGGAGUAUGACGACCGAUUCUUCUGGAAUAAAAAUAUGCUCAAAGAUGUUUUAAAGUUGAAUGAUAACGCAUGGGUACUACCGGUCAUCCAAGGAUUUGUGCAAUUGGAACACUGUGCAAUUGGCGAUGAUCACUUUAGCUUGGCUCUGGUCUCUAGACGUUCACGUUUCCGAGCUGGUACAAGAUACAAACGUCGUGGUAUUGAUGAAAAUGGACAUGUUGCAAAUUAUGUUGAAACCGAGCAAAUUUUAUCAUUCGGUGAACAUCAAAUGGCGUUCUUUCAAGUUCGAGGGUCUAUUCCGGUUUAUUGGAGUCAACCUGGCUACAAAUAUCGGCCACCGCCUCGUAUAGAUCGAGACGACAACGAGACGCAGAUUGCAUUUGCUCAACAUUUCGAUGAGGAAUUGAAGAUAUACAAAUCCAUUUGCAUAAUUAACCUAGUUGAACAAAGUGGCAAGGAGAAAAUCAUGUUUGAUGCAUAUGGAAAUCAUGUAGUGAAAUACAACAACGAUCAUCUGAUUUACGUCACGUUCGAUUUUCAUGAAUAUUGCCGCGGGAUGCGUUUCGAGAAUGUUUCAUCGCUGAUUGAGGCUCUUGCCCCGGAAGCUGUUAAGAUGAGCUUUCACUGGCGUGAUGCCAAGGGGCCGAUUUGUAAUCAAAAUGGGGUUUUUCGAGUGAAUUGUAUGGAUUGUUUGGAUCGUACAAAUGUUGUUCAAACUGCAAUGGGCCGUGCCGUUAUGGAAUCGCAGCUGGUUAAAGUGGGACUGAUGCCUCCAUAUUCACAAGUUCCUGAUCAAUUGAAAAUACCUUUUAUGUUGCUGUGGGCAAAUAACGGAGAUAUAAUUAGCCGUCAAUAUGCCGGUACAAAUGCUUUGAAGGGAGAUUAUACGAGAACGGGAGAACGAAAUUUAGCUGGAUUGGUCAAAGAUGGAAUGAAUUCAGCUAAUCGCUAUAUAAUUCAAAAUUUCUAUGAUACAUUUCGUCAGAGCAUGAUCGAUUUGAUGCAAGGCAAUAUUACGCGAAGAGAUGAGCUUCAAUUUAAUGAAACUCUCAAAGUGUUGGCGUCAAUAGCUGAAUCUCCUAUUGAAAUGUCUAAUUUUUAUCAUUAUGGAGCAUUAAACAAUGAACUUCAAUUGACUGAAUCAAUUCUUAAAUCAACAAGCUACUAUCUAGCACGAUUUAAGGACUCUUUUCGACAAGAUACAAUUGACGUAAUGCUUGGGAAUCCUGUUUCAACGGAAUCAUUGUUAAAUAUGGACACUCAAAAUCUAAUUGAAGAAGAUGUCACAGAGGCCUCUGAGGCGUGUGAUCAUGCACGUCAGUUGGUUGAAGACUGUCGACGCAUGCUUCUUGGUUUAACUGAAUUACCAAUGGGAUCAUGGGGUCUCAUUAAUGCUGAUCCAAUGUAUGAUACGGGAGACGUCAAUGAGACAGAGGUUGAUACAAUUUUGCUCCUCACGGCUGAAUGCUAUUUAAUCGCUGAAUAUGAUUCAAAUAUGGACAAAGUUGUUCGAUUUGAGAAAGUUGCACUUGAAAACAUCACAGAAAUUGAAUUGGGCUGGUACCAGCAUUCGAAAAUCUUUCAAAUUACCCCAACACCAAAUUUUUGCCUUCGAAUCAGCUAUUCCGUGGAUGGAAUCGAUCAAUUUUAUCACAUGUUACGAUCAGCAUCAUUACGAUUCUUCAACACCGUUGCAGUUGUUAUAAAAACACAGGAAGAGAUCAUAGAAUCUUUGGCUGCUAUUGUGGACUGUUUUCGAAUGGCGUUGGAAAACUGCGGAAAUGAUCAUGUCAAAUUCACAAGUGGUGGCCAGAUAAAGCGCAGAAAGAGUCGAACGCACACACUAGACAUUCCAAAUGGAAUGCAACGGAAUUUAUCUGAGUCACAACUCGUACAAGCUGGAUCGAAAGCGGUUAGCAAUGUUGCUGAACAGUUCUCCAAACUAGGUCAUACAUUCAAUCCGAAAAUUUUGACGGGAAAGAAAAACAUUCCGGCAAGCAAUAGUACCGUGUCUUCGGCCGACGAGGUAUCCGCGGCAAAAUAUACCGUGCAAGUGGUACAUGAUGACAGUAUAUGCAGUAAUGCAGAAAACAGUGUAAUAGAUUCGACUAUCGUAUGCGAGUCCUCAAGCAAAUAUAACGAUAAUUCAUUCCUACAAAGUGUUGGAAUUGUUAUGGUCGAUGCAGCCGAAAUGGCAGAAACACAAAACCAAUCAGAGAUACGCAAGCCGAGCAAUAAUAAAAACUUAGAAAAUGUAGCUCGCAUCUCAAUUUCUUCGGUGACUGAUAACGUAAAACUACCACCAGAGAUGCUUGAAAUAAAAGAUAUAUCGGACAAAUCACCCGCAACACCUGAAAUUAACGUCCAAGAAACUGACGACAAAUACGAGAAGAAUAAUGGGUUGAAAAUGUGUCACAGUUUCGCUGAUAUGAGAAGUAGUGAUUCAACAUUUGGUGAAGACCUUUCAAGUGGUUUGUCGGCUAAUCGAGACUUGAAACUACAUCUGCCUAACUCACAAAGUGAAAAUGCUAUAAAGCAGUUGAAGACACUAACAAGUCCACUAUCAAAAUUUGCUGCCAAUCUUGGCAGUGCCCUGGACCCCCGAAAAUAUGGAUCGAAGACGAGCAUAAGCGAGACGCAACCCGAUCCUUUGGAAAAAGAAAAAUUGCAAGAAAAAUGGGAGGCAAGCAAUUGUAAAACGAAAUUAAUAGCAUUAUAAGCGAUGUAUAUUGUGAGCACUGCAAUGACCACUUAUUUUUUCGAUAUAGCGAUUUAUAGUCAAUUCAGAUAAAUUUAAACUCGACAGUAUCAUUCUAACACGCAUUUUUGUGAGUAAACGAAAAAGAAACAAAACCAUUUAUCAUUUGCUUACAUCGCAUUCGAAAUUAUUAAGGUACCUGAGCUAGAUAGUACUGAUUUAUUACGAUGUGAUCAGAGUUGAGAUUUCCAUUUUUCAGCUUUGCUCUUGGUAUGCUUUACUUUAAAAAUUCUGGAUUAGCCCGCGUGUGGAAAAACAAUAAGAUUGCAUAGAAGAUUUGUAGAUGGAGAUUGAUGAACUGUGGAUAUUUUAUCUCAGGUCUUGAGGGAACAGAUUUUAUGAUUUUUGUACAUGCCUCGGGGCUCAUAGAUAAUCGCUUAUAGUGUUGAGUGCGUUCAGAGUUAUAAAUCAAAUUUAUACAAAUAUUGUGGGUUGACAUAGCAAAACCAAUAACUAAAAGUGUACAUUCAGCACUUCCUGUCUUGGUCAUUUACGAAUACGAUGCACGCUAAUAUGAAUUAGUGGAGACGAAAAUCAGAUUUCAAAUCUAUAUCUUAUUUUCAUCUUCACUAAUUCCGAUGUCACAACUUGUGUGGAAUCAAUCAUAUUAAACGCCAUUUAAGUCAUGAUGUUUUUGUUCAAAUGUAUUCAAUUCGAACGCUUGAAAAACGUUCAACAAUCUUAGCCUAUGUAGUAUUAUUAGUUCAUAUUUCAUGCGCUUGGAGGCGCCAACAUCAUGGCAAAUGCUCAAGUAUAUAAUUGCAUACAUUACAACAUUGUGAGUCUACAAAUUCAUAUUUGAUAAGACGCAAAAGAACGUAUGUUUUUCGACUCCAAAUAUGAAUAGAGAAAGUAUGCAUUCGCGUUUAUUUUAUUUACUCA